UAGAAAAAUUAAAUCAUAUGAUAGAUUUACGUCUUUAGACAAAAAAAUAAGCACAAAAUUUUAAAAAAUCGUAGUUUUACCAUCCGUAUUCUGUCCGUAAAUCAAAAACCCCUUUAUUCAGUUUUUUUUCUUUCACUUUGUAACUAGGGUGUAUGGCUGGAUUGAAGUCGUGAUAAAUGUUGACAUUCAAUAUGGCGGUAUGUCGUCAGUGCUAUGCUGUGUCGUGCUUGUGAAUGUCGGCUUAGAGACGUAUCGAUAGCAAAAAGAUCCUACCAUUACACAGAACGGAGCCGAUGCACCACGGAGCUUCGACUCAGCAAGCAUUGAAGACAUCUGAGGACCUAGUAACACAACAUCAUCAUUAUUAGUUUUAUUUUGCAACAUUAGUGGUUUUGGUGUUUAAAUUGUGACAUUCGCAUCAAAGACUCCGCCGUGUUCCCGUGAACUUUUAGAAUAAAUGAAAAUGUGAUUUGAUUCAAAAAAAUUCGACAGUCAUAUAAAAACUUGAACACCACACAAGAUUCUGUGAUAUAUAUACACAUAUAUAUAAAAAUAUUGGUACAUAAUUCAGACAUUUUCACAAUACAAGGAAGACGAAAGUAACUAAGAAACAUGUCCAGUAAUCCUCAGUGGAAAAUGUUCCAGCCGCCAGAUUCACACUCAUCACCCCUGCAAGACAUUUUAGACCUCCAGCACUCAAACAUGCAAGCCAAGCCAGCUUACCGAAAUGGUACUUACAGUAGUGAGUACCCAAGCUCGCCAAGGGACAACUACAAUAGCGUUUCCAAAAAUAGUGGUGGAAACCGGUUCUCGGUUGGAUACAAUAUCGAUGGAUGCCCCAUGGGCGAUUCAGUUUUUCAGUCUGGCUCCACUAAUAAUUCAUCUCAAUAUGACUCCGUGAACCACCCACCUAUUAGAGAAACAGGGAUCAUCGAAAAGCUUCUUCAUUCUUAUGGAUUCAUACAAUGCUGCGAGAGGCAGGCUCGUCUCUUCUUUCAUUUUAGUCAGUUCAGUGGAAAUACUGAACAUCUUAAAAUAGGUGACCCAGUCGAAUUCGAAAUGACUUAUGACAGACGCACCGGAAAACCAAUCGCCUCCACCGUCACGAAAAUUGCACCGGAAGUGGUAUUAAGUGAAGCCAGAGUAACCGGUACUGUUACGACUGAGGUGAAGGGCGAGGGGUCAGGGGAUAGUACUGGCAGAAUUUCUUACGAAAAUCGUGGUGAAUGUUUCUUCUUGCCUUACACAAAAGACGAUGUCGAGGGUAAUGUUAUUUUGCGCACCGGUGACGCGGUCAGCUUCCAGAUUGCAACUAAUCAGAGAGGUACUUUAGGCGCUUGUCACAUUCGUUUUGAAAAUCCUGUACAUCCAGUGAAGUACCAUGGAGUGGUAUGUUCUAUGAAAGAAAACUUUGGUUUUAUUGAGCGUGCGGAUGUUGUGAAGGAAAUAUUCUUCCAUUUCUCUGAAGCCAAGUGUAGAGAGGAGUUGACUCUUGGUGAUGAUGUCGAGUUUAUUAUACAAACUAGAAAUGGGAAAGAGGUGGCUUGUAACAUAACUAAGCUUCCCAGCGGUUCCGUUGUGUUCGAGGACGUGAGCCCGGAAAUAAUGCGUGGUCAAGUGCUGAAACCACUGGACCGCGGGAACACUGUGCGAGUGCCGCAAAACGACCCUCUCACCGGACGCAUUAGGUACCGCGCCGCCGAUCACUCCGAAGUCGAGGUACCGUUUGGCGACAAAGAUCAAUGUGGCGAGUUCACGCUGCGCCACGGCGAUUGGGUCCAAUUCCAAGUAGCCACUGACCGGAGGGAUCAGUUAAAGCGCGCCACUUACAUCUCUUUACUUGACGAGUCCUUCAACGUGUCCGGUGAACGGCGAGAGCAAGGAAUCGUUUGCUCCCUCCGAGAGGGGUACGGCUUUAUCCGGUGCGUUGAAAGGGAACAAACCAUGUUCUUCCAUUUCGCCGAGGUGCUUCGCCUGGGCCAAGAGCUUAGCGUGGGAGACGAGGUGGAGUUCACGGUGGACCCGGUGUCGACAUUCUCGAACAUGAACACGCGCCAGUCGGCCAUCCGCAUCAAGCACCUGCCAGCGGGCUCGGUGCACUUCGAGACGCUGGUGGAUCGCGGGCUGCGUGGCGUCGUGGCCAAGGAGGCGCCGGCCCACACCUCCACCGCUAGCCCCACCCGACCCGCACCACCUGAUACCAAUGGCUUGAUCACUUGUCAGAUCAAUCAGACAAAGAAAACUCUGCCUUUUAUGGCCAAGAAAUGUGAAUCUAAGACGCUGCCGCGUGUUGGGGACAAAGUUGUUUUCGAUCUGUAUCAGGUGAAGCGCACGAAGGAGUUGGUGGCGAUGUCGGUGGUGGUGCAGCACGGGCUGAGCAACGGCAGCGCGAGCAGCUCGGCUGGCGCGCGCCCCCCCAUGCACGGCUUCAUCGCCGCGCUCAAAGACGGCUUUGGCUUCAUCGAGACCUCCGACCACACCAAGGAGGUGUUCUUCCACUUCAGUAACUUGGAGGGCACUCCGGAGAGUUUGGAGUUGGGCGCGGAGGUGGAGUACACGCUGGGCCGCAUCAGCGGUUCGGGCGGCGGGUGCGCCAGCGCAGAGUUCGUACGGCCUGUGCCGCGUGGCACCGUGCCUCUUGCCAAACCGCUCGAGCCCACACUCAGCGGCACCGUCACUCGCACGCUGCGCGCACUCAAUCCCGACCAGGCACACUACUCAGGAAUGAUUCAGACGGAGGCUGGCAUCAACUAUGAAUUCGGCAUAAUGGGUCUAGCGUGCAAGCGUGAGAUCUUGCAAGUGAGCGAUCCGGUCACCUUCCAAGCUGACAUCGAAGGCAGGGCCACCAACAUCGUGCCCAUAAGGAAGAAGAGACGCGCCACUGUUGAUGCCAUUAAAGGCGGGUUCGGGUUCUUGUCGCUGGAGGGCGAGGACAAUCGGCGUCUGUUCUUCCACAUGUCGGAGGUGCGCGGCACGCCGUCCGAGCUGCAGCCUGGCGACACGGUCGAGUUUGUGAUGCUCACCAAUCCGAGGAAUGGCAAAUCAUCCGCCUGUAAUGUCGUUAGAAUUGCGAAGCCGGCGGCGAGCAAGGGACGGUGCGAGAGGCCGGAACGUCUGCUGGCGCGACUGCGCACCGCCUCGUUGGAGGAGGCGGCCGGGCCGCGCGUUGUGAUCGUGCGCACGCCCCGCGGGCCCGACGGCACGCGAGGCUUCCGCCCCCGACGUCCUGUCGCAGAAAUAUUGGCAGAGUGAGAGGAAGAGAGGACCGACAUAGUAAGGCCUCCACAUUUCGUAGGUAUCUCCUGAUGUUUUAUUUUCGGUUCAGAUUGUUUCAAUGUAUUCGUGAGAGACUGAUUGAUCCUUCAACUUUAGCAGCAUUUAGAAAAUUUGUUUUGUUAGUUUUACUAAUCAUAGUCGAAGACAAAAACAAAUUUCAAAAGCAGCAUCUAUGUGGCUUAUGACCCAUAAGCGAAGAACAUAUCAAAUUUAUUAAACUGGACUUUAGUUGCUUAUUUAGAAUUUUCAUAUACAUGAGAGGUUCUUUUUCGCAUAGACACGUUGUUCAAAAUUCCGUUUGUAUAAUUCCUUAUUCAAGUGUAUUAUUGUUAUGGUUUGCCAAGUUCAGUCGCGGGCGGCACGUAACACGCAAGCGCCCCAUGCGGGUUGCCGCUCCAUGUAUUUUGUUUUGUAUUUUUUUUGUAAAGUUUUGUAACACAUUUUGACAUACCCUUAUGUAAAUAUAGUGUCUAGUUGUAAUGUAUAUCGAGAUGAUGUCCGACCGGCUUGUGUUCUGGACAAGUCUCUACGAGGCACUGUAUGGACGACUGUUACUUGUGUAUUGGUCGGCGUUUAUACUCGGGGGUGUGCCUCUGCAAAUGCGUUAAUACGCGGUCGCCAGCACUGUGUGCGCUUCUCAAAAAAUUGCUGUUGGACGGUGGUGAAUUAUUCUUUUGUUGUUGUUGCGUUUAGAAAAGAUCUCUGUACGCGAUGUUCUUUCUGUGAUGUGUGAAAAUUUCAUGUGCAAUAAAAUUAUGUUUAAAAAAGAAUUAUCGCCCUCACAGGGCAGCCUGCUAGUCGUUUAGUGUUACUUGGCCUCCUCGUAUUAACCUCACAGCUCGCUUGUUACGGGCCGCCGCCUCUAAUAAUACUCUUGUGAUAUGGUUAAUUUUAUAUUGUACGAACAAAAUUUUCUUUAAUGGCGGAAGCCUUUAUACAAUUAUGAAACGUACUGGGAUAGAACCAAAGACUGAAUUAAUGUAACAGUAAAAAUAUCGCUAUUAGAAUAUUUUAAUUGAUGGUAUGUUGUAAACUUCACGGUAUCUUUGUGGUCAAACAAUGUCGUCUCAUAACUUAUUUACUUGUUAUUAUGUAUGCACAGAUCGAUUACAAACAACGGAAUUCAACGAGCUGUUAGACUUUAUGAAUGUGAUGUUAUUAUCAGCGUCAUACCCGUUAGGUUUGUCAUGUUCAAAUACCUUAAUUGUUUACCUCAUGUUGUGUUCUAACAGGCGUCCGGCCAGUGCUGGCCGGGUUAACAUAAUUUUGUGUUGUGUUGUGCCCGCAAAUUAACACUUGUUAUUUUAUUACAUUGACACUGAGACUGAUUUAAAUUAUAUGUUGACGUUAAAAUAUAUGUCUCAGCAAUUAGUUCCGAACAGUUUAUUCUUGCACCUUUAACUUAUUGACUACCUAAUGUUUAAGUACACAGUGCAACUCGGAACUAUUUCCGAGUAAAGUUAUUUUUUUUCUUGGCAUCUACAACGUACUAAGUUAUCUCGAUAAGCAAUAAAAAAUGUGUUCAAAUAUUUGUUAUAUGGCAGAUAACGCAGCUCUCGGUUCGUCGGUAUGAUACGAGUAGCGCAGUGUUAAUGUUAUGUGUAGGGAACAACGAAAACGGCUGUCAAUUCUAAAUGUGUGUCUCCCGUUGGACCAUUUCUGUACGAUACUGAGCCUCAUUUAUCGGUCUCCACAUAAAAUUCGCUGCACAUACGUAUUAUUCGAUAUUGUUAAAGCUAUCUUAUUCUGUUUGUAUUAUCACUGUUAGUUAUACCAUCUAAAUAAAUGGCACUAUGCAAAUACUUUAUUUUAUAUUGGUCGUUCGAACAUUGAGUUACAUCUUCUGGUAUUUUUAAAGUUGAACUAACGUCGAAUUGAGGUUUCCAAAAAACAGUCGUAUUGUAUACAUAGCUGGCAACUCAUUUGAGUGGUACAGUUUAUCAUUUUACAGUGUUUUAUUUUUGAAAUCCUUUAUUAAGUUUGUGCAAAAAAUGGAACGCAUUGGGACUCGUUCAACUCUCGACACGCUAUCUUCGCCCGUCCGGUGCGCCCAUUUAUUUUCUCAUAUGCCUUAUAUAUAAUGCUUAAGUUCACAACCAUCAGAUGUAGGCGAAUGUCAGAAUCACAAACUUAUGGUUUGCUUUCGGUAUUUUAUAAAUUAGCGAGUGUUAAGAGACGGAAAUUUUUAUAGCAAUUUGUCGAUAUUUAACAAUGAUGUUUUUGUAAAAAAUAUUAUUAAUUUGACCAUAUGCGGUGGUGGUAACUAAUGUGCUAACUUAGCUUUCUGUAUAUCAAAUUGUACAUAAAAAGAUUAAAAUUAUAGACCAUCCAUGUUAGCGCGCGUAUCACUCGAAACACUCAUUAGAUUCAAAAUUUUAUUACAGAAAAGGAUGAAACUAUAUUUUGAGAACAUCUUGUGUUUAUUAUCAAAUCGAUUUACAGAUACAAAGUACAUUCGAUUUAUUAACUUUUAACUUCAUAUAUUAAUUUUAAUGGCACCACAGAUUCUCGUCAAAACGUUAGGUUUAAAUCCACAUAUUCUUGUGGGCACAACUGUUAUUGACAUCAGUGUGCUGUAAUUUAAGAAAUUUUCGAGUGGUGUGUGAGAUCUCUACAAUACGGGUGUGUCGUCAAACCAGUUCUCCGGCGAGUCCUUUAAGACUAAAGACUAUAAUAAUAUCAAAAAGAAAUAACUCUUUUUUGGAUAGUGCCAUUUAUAUUUCUGUUUUCACAUAGACUUUACUAUAGAUUUCCUUCAACGACAAUAUUUGAUUUUGUAAAUUAGAGCGACGAUCUGGCAUCAGAUUUAUUUUUGCAAGUAAUGCAUUAAAUAUAAAGCGAUUCGAAUAAUCAUAUGAAUAAUAUGCAUUUUUUUUACAAUUAAAGAAAAUUCUUUAAAUUUAAUUAAAAAGCAACGUGUGAUCAAGUUUUUAUUUAAACGUAUUGCUAAAUUUUAGGGUUUAAUUUAAAGCAACGGAAAAGUAUAAUAAACAAUUGUCAAAACGAUUUUUUUAUUUCUUUUGUGUAAAAUUUGCCCUGCGAACGUUUUGUUUAUGCUGGGCGAUAAAACUAAUGAUUUGAAAGCUAACAAAGAUGCUAAACCGACGUUAUCGAGGAGAAAUAUUACGUAUAAACGCUCUCAUUAAAAAAAAAAUGGCACGAGCUUGAUAAAUCGUAAUGUUUCCAUAUGAUUGGAGUAGAAUUUGUAAUUUAUAUGCUCUUUUAACGUUGUAAACUUUAACAAGUUAUAAGGCAGGUGUUGUAAGUAGGUAUGUUUUUUCGAAUUUAAACGUGCAUACCCUCCACUUUUCGUUCUCUAAUGUCUUCAAACAUGGCAUUAUAUUUUUCAUUACUACUUGUAACGAGACUACAAUCAAAUAGCUGCUUAUGUAACCACGAAUUAUAAACUUGUUUAAAUAAGAAAUGUUGAUAAACAAUAUUUAGGCUAUUUUCUAUUAAUUUAUGAUUUUGGCAAAUUCAAAUGCGUAAUAUUGACACAGUAGAAUAUAGAGAACCCUUAUUUUCCUAAAUGCAUUUUAUCAGCUACAAUACCGCAUGCAUCCUUUUUAUUAUUUUUGUAUCUUCACGAAGUUAUUUCUCUCGUUCUAAUUCAAAUCCCGCAUGCGUUAAUUUUGCUUCGGUGCCUAAUAUGUACCACCGAAGUUCAGUGAAGCUAGGAAUAUAUUUUUUUUAUAUUCAUAUAUUUAGAACAUGUUCGUGACAAUAUCACUUGAAUUUUGUGUUAUCCAAUUUGCAAACAAUUUCCCUAGUUAAAGGUUGAAAUUAAAAUGAAUAAAACCGUGGGCCCUACCCAUUAACCGUAGUUUAGUAUUUAAUAUCUCGAUGCAAUGUGGUCUGCAUUGCAAUCAUCCAAUUGUUUUAUAGUAGAUACAUUUUAACAUAAACGCGUUAAAUGAGGGUAUGCGUUAUGAUCGAAGUGUUUAAAAUUGUGCGAAACUUAUUGUAAGGCAUCGAUUCAUCUUCCUAUAACGUUGGAUGGCGGUGUUAUGAUUGUUGUUCAAUGCCGUAAAACGGAGCAAAUGAGCUCCAGGGUGCAAAGAAAUUAAAUUAAGAUCGAAAUUAUUCCCAGAUGAAGCAACUCCACUGUAAUUUAGGUGAAAAUAAGAUUUCUUCAUAAUGAAGAUGGAUAUGUUUAAUUACAGUUAAUUUGCUUUGUUUGUAAUUAAUUUAGAUUUUCUACCUUUGCUUCCUAUAUAUCCCUGUUUAACGGUAAACAUUAAUAUGAAAGGCACGGACAGAAAGAGAAAUAUUUUUUCCAUGUGAAAUAUAAAAUAGUUGGGUAUAUAAUAUGGUGGUUGCCAAACCGUUGUGUCUGUUCGGUUGUUUGAAACAUGUGGAAUGUUGAGUCUCCAACAGGCCCCAUGAAAUAAACAGGAAUUUUGAACAAACGUUAUAUGCUUUAUGCUUUAAACUUACACAUUUUGUUUUCUUUAAAUAUAUACAAUGUUAUAUUAUAUAUACGCUCCUGUAACACUUAUAUUAUAGUAAUAGUUAAAAUGAUGUAAUAAUCAGAAUUUUUGAUGUUGUAGAGUACGAAAAUAAGUUCCGAGUCACCUCGGUUAUAGGUAUUAUUAUAUACUAGUCUUAAACAUUUAUUCCCGGUGACGUAUGCCAGACUAUAUAUAAGCUAGAUGCUAAUGAACGCCCCUAUGUGAGAUCUGAUGCGAAACUUUAGUAUUCACACAAAACGUUUCCCUGUAUCUGUGAAUUUGGCGAACCAGUAAAGAAAGUGAAUACGGUGCCUAAAAGAACCUCUAAGUGACCACAAAAUCAAACAAAAAAUGUUAAAUUGUUUAAGCCUUUCAAUAUUACAUCUUCUAAAUAAUAAUAAGAGUUUAUUUUUUUUAUUCUUUUAUUGUAUUCAUGAAACAAAUGAUCCAUGCCAAAUGUUUAUACAUCCUGUAUCGGUAGAUUUUUUAAAUAUAAUGUGAUGGAGUCAUUGUAGAGGCCGCGUGGUCGCUUGGUCGCGCGGCCGCGUGUCGAGAUUUGUUUGUUACUGUACCGUCUGGCGCACGGGUCUCGUGCGCUCGCCUCACACACUAGUGCCUAUUCAUGUUUACUUGUUGCGAAUGGUUAGCGCCACUUAUGAUUACACAGUUGCACUAUACGUUUGAAUAUUUAACUAUAAUCGAUCAAGCUUAUUUGGUUAGUUGAAUGCGAAUUUUAGAUAUCGUACGUUUAUACAUGUAUCGUUAGUUACUAGAUGACAGCAAUAUAUACUAUGUCGCGGUGCGUCGAACAAAGUGAUGAUAAUAUAUCGAGCGCUAUUUACCAUAAAGGUGUAUUUGUAAGUGUAGUGGUGAUUACAAAUUUUAUAAGAGACAUUUGUAUAGAUCACACUAAUGUUUAAAUAUUAGAUAAGCCAUUAUGAAGUAGUUACUAGGUGAUACAAACACAAAUACGCUUAACGUGAUGCUAUCGUACAUUCUAAAUGCACAUGACGCAGCCAGAACCUGAGUGGAAGUUACAUCUAUAAAUUAUAAUAGACGGUAUCAUAUCGGACUUGGAACUAUUUUUUUUAUAAAUGUGGUUGUAAAAUGAACUGCCAAAAUAAAUGAUCGUUAUUAGAACCUGUUUUAUGAAAACUCCUCUCUCGGCACUGGUGACGGUGACGAUUGGUUCGAUAAUGUGUGUGAGCCUCAUGUUGCCCUGUUAUUUCAAUUUCAUAAAAGGGUUUAAUUUUCUCUAUUAUAAAUAUUUCAAGUAGUCAUAAGUAACAUAAUUUAUCAGAUGUGGCGUAGAUGUAGUUCCAUAAUUCAUAUUAAUUUUAUAAAAUAUAUUAUAUAACAUACAUAAUAUAUUACAUACGUUUGGAAAUACUUUUUCAUAUAUGACAUCCGUACGUUAUCGCCGCUUACAUUUACACCGUUCACAUCACUUUGUUCCGUUUCGAGAUAUUAUAUUUCACGAGGCUUUUUAUAAAUCAUGUGCAUGCCGAGUUUUGUGAAAAUAGUGUACAGUGUCCGUAGAGUAUUAUGUAUUGAAAAAAGUAGUCUGCGCCGCGGUUAUAAUUUUAUACAAAUAUACAAUAUGAUCGAUUAACGUUCGCCGCACGCAAGUAUUAUCCUUCAUCAUGUUAUAUCAAAUUGAUGUAAUUUGUAACAAUCUAUCGGUCAUUGCUUUUAGGUUUUGGUAGUUUGAUUGACGUGCGAAUGCUAAAUUAAGCGCAGUCAAAAAGAAACAUGUGGUUCUUCUGUCUAUAAUACACUACUACAUGCUGAAGCAAAGUUUUAUCGUAUACAAUACUAAGCUUGCUUUUACCCUUGCGUGUUUCUCGAAUACCUCAUGAUUGUAGUUAUUUAGACCUAAGUACGUCAAAUUUCUUAUAAAACAUUUACUUCAGUGUAUACUUGACUGUACUGUAUUACUUACUGGAUAAAUUUAUUACUUCGAAUAACCACAAUAAGGUGCGUUGGGGUAAGAAUGCACGAGGGGUAACAUGGUAUAAAAAAAUUGUCGGUAAAGAACGGAUUAAAAUCAUCCGAUCUUGCACAUAUAAAAUUGUGUGUGUUGUCAAAGUUUAUAGGUACACGCAGACGCGUAAAUUCAGUCUUUAUAUUAUAUUUUAGGCGCUGGUGAAUGACUGGUUUUGUUGAUUUGUUAUUUAAUUACACAUGAACGUAAUAUGUCUUUAAAUAAAUUUAAAAAUAUAUACAGUGUUACUCCUAAGAGGGGAGGGGGGGUAUAUCGGAUGCCUAGAAAAUUGAAAUAUAAAUUUAAGCUAACUUUACUUUACUAAGAUAGGAAUAUAUACUUUCCAUAAACUGUAGUAUCCCUUAAGUGUUGACGGAUGGCUUUAGAGAGUAGUCUAAACUAUACCUGUGAAGAUCCUAUGGUACACUUUUAAAGCCUCUUAAAACAUUAACUGUUAGUUUUAAAGAAUUAAAAAAUAUAUAUUAUACACCAUUUAGUAUAUUUAAUAAUAUUAUAUAGCCCAGUUAAUGAUUUAUUACGGUAAUUAUUAUAGAAUACAGGUAAAAUAAAAUCGCGAGCACUCGUAACAUCUUGAAAUAGCGUCCGAAUUUACCCCAACGUACCUUAUGCAAUUUGGUUAUCCGCAAGUUUAAUGUUUUUGUAACGUUGUAAUGUUAAACCACGCCCCGGCUACGUUUCGGCUCGGUAUUUAAGUGAUACAAAAUGUUUUUUACUUUAUAUUAUUAAAAUGUUUAAGUUGACGACACACGUUUAACUCAAUAUUAUAUAAUUAAAGGCUGUAUAAUCGUCAACAAAUAAAUACGAUGAGAAAUUUUAAAUGUGUAACAUGUCCUUUUUCAUCACUAUUUUUUUUUUAUUAUCCAAACCAAAUAUCAUUCUUUAUUUGUCCUAUCGUUUUUGGUAUUGAUGUAUUUGCUAAUUGACACUCAUCGUUAGCUAAUCUGAAUGUGGAUCGAUAUGAAAGAGAUGUGCUUUGGGUAAUCGAAGCGACUGAGAACAGCGGUUGUGAUUUUAUUGACUGCGUUGUGUUAAAUUCCUAUAUCCUAUAAUAAACUCGGGAAAUAAUA
This is a messenger RNA of Manduca sexta (tobacco hornworm), 10799 nucleotides long. RefSeq names its product cold shock domain-containing protein E1 (gene Unr). The transcript has 16 exons. Gene Ontology annotation, molecular function: nucleic acid binding. The record is from RefSeq and is a predicted model, not a curated record. NCBI's taxonomy places the organism in Eukaryota, Metazoa, Arthropoda, Insecta, Lepidoptera, Sphingidae. The coding region runs from base 613 to 3252 and encodes 879 amino acids.